ACAUUGUCAUUUUGAUGAAGACUGGCAAGUGAAACAAACUGGAAUGCCACAAGUUGGAACCUGUCAAGGCAGGAAGCAAAAACAGAAGAACAAGAAGAGAAAGGAACCUGUUUUUACUCAUUAUUGUGAUACGUGUGAUCGUGGCUUUAAAAACAAGGAGAAAUAUGAAGAACAUACCUCUCAGCACAAGCAGUGUACAGAAGAUGGCUGCAACUUUAGAGCACAUGAGAAAUUGGUUCAGAUCCAUUGGAAAAAUAUGCAUUCUCCUGGUGCCAAGCGAAUCAAAUUAGACACACCAGAUGAAAUUGCUAGAUGGAGAGAAGAAAGAAAAAAAAAUUUCCCUACUUUGGCAAAUAUUGAAAAGAAGAAAGCAUUAAAGAUGGAAAAGGAAUGUCGGGGAGAAGUGCUGACCACAUUGCAAUUUGGCAAGAUGAAGGGAAUGUGGAAACCUCAAUAUGAAGUUUCUAGACAACAAGGAAACACACAGAGAAGAACAAAUUGGUGCUAUAAUAAAUCUAGGGAAGUUUCUAAUGACAAAGAUUUCCCACUAAAUGGUUCAACUGUGACUGGUCCCAACAACCAUGGAGCUGAGGAGAAGAUUAGAAGAGAACCUUCUGGAGACACACAAGACUCUAUAACAGAUAGAGACCCCCUUAGCGUUCUGGCCAGUAGUGAUCCUGAAUUAGACAAAGAGGCAGGAACUUCCAGAGAUCAAGCUCUGGGAACUAGUAUUGUUCCAAACCAGGUGACCCCGGCCCUGAGCUCCCUGGUUGUCAACUACGGCAGCUUGUCUGAAAGCGAGAGUGAACAGGACGAGGCCAUCACUCCUGUAGCAAAAACAGUAGCUGAAAAUGAGGCCAUUCCCAGAAAUACCCCUCAGUCUUCAAACAACUCUCAAAGCUGUGAACAGGAGGAUCAUCAAGAAGCUCUCUGUUACCCAUAUAAAGGGGCAACACCGGGAAGAGCAAAAUCACAUACAAGGAGCACAAGAAAUCUGAAAAGGCAGAAGAAAUCACUUCCUGCACUGCGAAACCACCACCCAACUUUGCUAGAAAUGCUUCUAGCAAAGGACAUACGACAUGAAAGGAACGUGAUUCUACAGUGUAUCCGCUAUAUUCUCCAAAAUAAUGGCCUUGGACCCCAUUUAGAAACUAAUUCAAGCACUCUGUUGGACAGCGAGCCAACUCCUUGGCAUGCAAAAGAGUCAGCGACAGACAAGCCUUGCAAAGUAAUCAACUCUCUCAACUUUGACCAGAACAAAACAAAACCAAAUGAACUAUUUGAAAGCAAGGAAGUCUCUGCAUCUCCUGCUGUUGAUGAGGAUGUUUGGGAAUCUACAGCGAUCACUUGUAAAGACAACUGAUUUUUUUUUUUUUUUACCCACACAUGGGUGACUAUUGCCCAUAUUGGGAUCCUUGCUGAAACUCCUCAGAUUGUACAUUGCAUCCAAAGAAUUUGUAUAAAUUUAAAUUAAUUGUUUGAUGAAAACUAAAACUCAGUUAGGCCUUGUGAUAUUAUGAUCUUGCAAUGUUAUUCUUCAGGGAUUCAUUUUUACUUACUGUAAGUGUGAAUAAAAAUCAUAUUAACACUGUUUUA
Messenger RNA from Python bivittatus (Burmese python), 1596 nucleotides. The record is from RefSeq and is a predicted model, not a curated record. Lineage: Eukaryota; Metazoa; Chordata; Lepidosauria; Squamata; Pythonidae.